AGGAAAACACUCUAAUGGGUGAGCGGAAAAGACUGUGACAAGCGCAGUGAGUGUGUGCGUGUCCAGAGCCGCUCGCGCCGCUGCACCUGUCCCUCUCCGUCUAGCGCCCAAACUCGGCAGGCAGGCUCGCGCGGACGGCGGGCGCGUUUUAUCCAGUCAGCGGCGCACAACACGGGCAGCCUGAACAUGACUUCGUCCUACAAUCUGGAUUUUCUACCCGAGAUGAUGGUAGAAGGACGAUUGUUGAGCGCCGGAGAAAGGAUUAACGGUACAGCUGGGAAGAUGAACGGCGCCCUGGAACACUCGGACCAGCCUGAUCCGGACGCCAUUAAGAUGUUUGUGGGUCAGAUCCCACGCUCCUGGUCCGAGAAAGAAUUAAAGGAGCUUUUUGAGCCGUACGGAGCCGUCUACCAGAUCAACAUACUGCGAGAUCGUAGUCAGAGCCCACCACAGAGCAAAGGGUGCUGUUUUGUCACAUUCUACACAAGGAAAGCUGCCCUAGAGGCUCAGAAUGCACUGCACAACAUAAAGACCUUAACUGGGAUGCACCAUCCCAUACAGAUGAAGCCCGCAGACAGUGAGAAAUCAAAUGCGGUGGAGGACAGAAAGCUGUUCAUCGGCAUGGUGUCGAAGAAAUGCAAUGAGAAUGACAUCCGAGUCAUGUUCUCUCCUUUGGGACAGAUCGAGGAGUGCCGUAUCUUGAGGGGACCAGAUGGACUCAGCCGAGGAUGUGCGUUUGUCACGUUUUCUACCAGGGCUAUGGCACAGAAUGCAAUCAAAGCCAUGCAUCAGUCUCAAACCAUGGAGGGCUGCUCCUCCCCCAUGGUGGUGAAGUUUGCCGACACGCAGAAGGAUAAGGAACAGCGGCGGCUGCAGCAGCAGUUGGCGCAGCAGAUGCAGCAGUUGAACAGCGCAUCUGCCUGGGGCAGCCUGACCGGCCUGACUGGCCUCACCCCACAGUAUCUGGCAGUAAGAGGACACACCCACGCAGCCACGCCAACCAGCAGCACAGCCAACGCAGCCGUCGCAUUGCUCCAACAAGCGACCUCCUCCAGUAACCUAGGAGCGUUCAGUGGUAUUCAACAAAUGGCAGGUAUGAAUGCUCUGCAGUUGCAGAAUCUGGCCACUCUAGCAGCAGCAGCGGCUGCAGCACAGAGCUCAGCCAGCCCGUCCACCGCUAGCGCCCUGACCUCCAGCACAGGGUCCCUGGGAGCCCUGGCCAGCCCAGCAGGUUCCACAGCUAACGCCGGUAUGGGUGCGAUGGGUUCCCUGGGUUCUCUUGGAACACUGCAGGGUUUGGCCGGGGCCACCGUUGGCCUCAAUAACAUAAAUGCACUAGCAGGUAGCGUCAACAUUGCUCACAUGCUCUCAGGUAUGGCAGCUCUGAACGGCGGGCUGGGCAGCACGGGCCUAAGUAACGGGUCGGCCGGGCCCAUGGAUGCUCUCACACAGGCCUACUCAGGGAUCCAACAGUACGCGGCUGCCGCCCUGCCCACCCUCUACAGCCAGUCCCUACUGCAGCAACAGAGUGCUGCGGGCAGCCAGAAAGAGGGACCUGAAGGAGCCAACCUGUUCAUCUACCACCUGCCACAGGAGUUUGGGGACCAGGACAUCCUACAGAUGUUCAUGCCUUUCGGAAACGUGGUGUCUGCCAAAGUCUUUAUUGACAAACAAACCAAUCUGAGCAAGUGCUUCGGUUUCGUCAGUUAUGACAAUCCUGUGUCAGCGCAGGCUGCCAUUCAGGCGAUGAACGGCUUUCAGAUCGGCAUGAAGCGUCUCAAAGUCCAGCUCAAGCGCUCGAAGAACGACAGCAAACCGUACUGAUCUUAGCUCUAGGGCCUCUCUCAUGUUACACUGCUAGGAACUCAUCUCCAUGACUCUAUGCUCAUCGUUUGCCUAGCAUGUCUACGUGGUGUACAAAAAAAAAAAAAAGUCUCAUCGUCCUGUCAUUAUUUCUGAUGUUUUUCUGAGUUCUCCUGCUCAUAAUCUGGUCUCCUUUUACUGAUCUUUGUACUUUGAUCUUAGCCUGAUCUGUUUGGAAAAUAUUCGCAUGUGACCUCAUUUUGAACUUUUUUUUUUUUCUUGUUUUUGUUUUGUUUUCUGUUUUUUUUUUUUUUGUUUGUUUAGAUUAACUUGUGAGGGAGGGAGGGAAGGAAGGGAGAAAAAAAAAUAAUAAUAAAAUAAAACAAUAAUAAUAAUGUGAAAACGCUGCAUUCACACUCUAGAGACAGAGUAUAUUUACUAACAUAACCAGAGCAUCAUUUUAAGAAAUAAAACAAAAAAGAAAACAAAAAAAUCCUGUGGCAAAACAAUUACAAAUAUUUACGUUUGACUUUUUUUAUUUCUUUUUUCUUUGUCAGAUUGUUUUCUCUCACUCUCUCUCUCUGUAUUGUUGUUUGUUUGUUUUUCAUUCAUUUAAAGUAAACUUGAACGUUCAAUACAGGGAUUGGCGUUGGGACUUACUGUCGGCAACACUCAAAAUUUGAGGCCAGCCGUAAGAAACCCAUGCUGGUUUCUAAAUGAAUAGACUACUUCCACGCAGUUUUAAUAAUAAUAAUAAUAAAAAAAGCUGUCUGAUCGAUAUUAGAAUCUCUCAGAGCUUGCUCGUGAUUUUUACAUUUUUCAGGCAGUGUAAAGUUUUUUGAUAAGGCCAUUUUAAGUGGCUUGAUUUCUCAUUAAAGUCUAUAUAAAACCACUUUUUUCUAGAGUAGUCAAGGUAUAAACACACACACACACACACACACACACACAAGAUUGCCCUGUUUGGGGGGAAAUGCUACCUACGUGUCACACCUUUUGCUGAACUGACUUACAGUUAGACAAUCUGUGGUUUAAAUGCACAUGAAAUGACCUAUAUUUUAUACUGUUUAAAUGUAUAGAGGAAAAAAAAAACAGAGUUUGUGUAACCCGCGGUCCCGUCGGUGCUUUUCGUGGAUAAAGUCGUGGUUUCAUCAAGUCUAACAGUCUUAUUUGUCUCAUGUUUUUAAAGAGAAGACUAAAAAUCAAUUUACUUGAACAAUAGAUAAAGCCUUUCAUAAGUACUAUUACUACUACUCCUUUUUGUUUUGUUUGUUUGUUCUUUUUUUUCUUUGUUUUUGUUUUUUUGUUAUUCUUUAUUUUGUUUUUUCUUUUCUUUUUUCUUUUUUUGAUAGGAGUCCCUCUUUGCUAAAUUUGUUGUUGGGUAAUUAGCUAUAUAAAAAUUCUUAAAAGUUACAGUGUCAGCUUGUGAAGCAUCUAUGUCAUUCUAUUAUUUCAUUUCUAUUGUGAGAAACAAUAUUUAGAUGUGUUAUGUUGUUCAGCAAAAAUGUGAUUUUUUUUUCUUAUAAAGAAAAAACAAGAUGAGUGGAAUUUAGUGCCAAAUUCUGACGGUACAUCCUGCCUACAGCUUCAGUGUUUUACUUGUGAAAUUAUUUGAUAACAUGGGUAUUUUAUUACGUAAGUGUUUUGUAUGGAACCCUCAUAUUUAAAGAUAUAGAUUUAAAAAAAGGUUGUUAACUUGCUCUUCUGUGGUCUUGUUGCCUGAAACUGUUCAUGUUUUUGAUUUCUUUCUUUCUUUUUUCUUUAUUUGUAAAGAUGUACAAAGUGCCCAUGUGUCAUAAUCGCUCUCACAAGCACACACACACACACACACACACACACACACAUACAUUCACAGGUAAGCACACACACGCAUACACACACCUAUGCGAAAGGUUGACCUCACAACCCUCUUUUCUUUGACGGUGUGUGUAUGUGAGCCCCUGAGAUUGAGUCUCAGCAGGUUCCCCUUACACACACACACACACACACACACAAUGCAUUUACACCACAGAAGGCUCCAAAUUUGACAGGACAAAUUCAUCUGAUUUAUCAUUUUAUGUGUGAUUGGACAAAAUAUUGAUGUAUUUUUGUGAAUUGUGAAUCAGGCAUUGAACUUUUGACCAUCAUAAUAGAAUACAGGGCCAUUAAGACAUAAUCAUUACGCAACAAUUGAUCGGUGUUCCUCGAAACGUCUCAGUUUAGUCUCGCUUUCUGCUGCCUUUAUCAGGACUAUUUUACGUUCGUAGGACAAACAAAACUCCGUCCUGAUGCCAAAGUAGUUCAGCAUGAUCCACAGUGUUCGAUAGCGCCUGUAGCACUUUGCUGUAAACGUUUACACAUCUUUCGAACGGUCCGUAAAAAUAUUGUUUACGAACGUAGUUUACAGGCAGCCCCCUCAAACCAGUUUACUUCACUAUAUAGCACUAUUUUAUACCCAAGCUCUGCUGUUGCCUUAACACGUCGAUCAGUAUUAAUGGGCUGGAAUACAUUGCUGCACAUUUAAUAUGUGUGCCAAGGUUGUGUGUGUGUGUUUUGAGUGACUGUGUUGUGUGACGGUUGUUCAUUGUAUAUUCGUCCGCGUUAUUUCGUAAUCUUUAGCCAAAACCGGAUCUGCCAAACUUUGUGCGAGCCAAAAAAAAAACAAAAGGGACUCUUUUAUGAAACAAGAACAAAUUUGUGUAAAUUAUUUGUAACCAUUUGUAUUGAAAUUUUUUUGUGUAUAAAAGUUUUUCCUUCAAUUGUGCGCAAGCAGAACUAAUUUCCUUAUGUACUAUAUAUAUAUAAACCAUUCAUACAUAAAUUGCCAUAUAAAAACAGUCUUAAGUAAUUUUUUACCCAUUCUUGUGUUAUUUGUUGCACACAUUCUGUAAGAUUUAAAAUAUGUAAAUCAAGUGUCUGUUCUCCAAACUAACUGAACUGUUACGUGACCUAUGGCUAUCUUUGCACACAAGAACAUUUGUAUAAACUAUUUGUAAAACUGACAGUUUUUGUAUGAAUGGUUUAUACAGAAAUUAAUUCGACUUGUCUUUCAUGAAAGAGGCCCCCAAAAAUUUAGUUUUUUUAUUUUUUAUUUCCCCCUUAAUGAGCAAGUUUCGCAUUGGGAAGUUCGAGUCAGUUUAUGAUAUACUUUCGCCAAAUCGUACAAACACAAAAGCACAUGCGCACUAGCAAAGUGUUAAAACACGCAGUUUUAAAAUCGCUUACCCAGUAAAGUCUUUUGACUCGCUGCUUAACCUCCCGGAAAAGUCGUUGGAAAUUCUGUUCGCGAGACCGAGUUCUAUGUUGCACGUAAGCAAUUAUUAACAUGCUAAAUUUUUCAUGGAAUGCAUCUUUGUUUGACCUCAUUUAAUCGGUUUGACUUGAUGUAAUAUCACUCUCUAAUGAACUGCGGUUCGGCUUAAGUGUUUUUACCUCAGAACAGUACAUUAUCGUUUCCGUCAUUCAUCACACUUCAUCACAAUCAACUUCAGACAGACAGGGUACGCUUUCACGGCCAGCACAAUUUCACAAACACAUGAAGCCACACAUUUGUCAGAUGUUUAGUAAAGCACAAACUAUACAGGGAGUUCUCGCUGAGACUCUUUCGCUCAGGGGUUUUACACGCCACACGUAUCUGAAAUCUGUUUGUUGUUUCUGUUGUUUCUUUCUUUCUCUUAAGUGCUAUUUAACAAGUGUAUUUUAAAGAAAAAGACAAACAAUGUGUAGUUUCCUUUUGCAUUUUGGCUUCUGUCAAGUUUUUCGGAAAUGUAUGUGUUUAUCUAAUGUGCCGUAACAAAAGCUUGUCGUCUGUAGAUUAAUAUCAUUUUGUUUGAUUCUAAAAAGAUUUCAGUAGUUUUAAGUAUUGUCUUGAGAAAAGCCAAAGUCGAUGCAUUUCAGUGGAUUAUGUAAGCGUGAUACAUGUUUGUUUGACAACACUUUGAAAAUCUGUCUUUGGAUGGGAAUUUAAAAAGUACAAAAAAAAGCAGGCUUUCCUAUUUCUAUCACUGAUUGUACUUAUGCCUUUUGUACCAGUGGAACUUUUUAUACUGGCAAUUAAAGGAAAAAGAAAAAAAAAACUAUCCGACAGGCUGCGGGCCGACAGCGACUGGUUCCCGAGUUUGAUUUCUAGUUGGCGUCCAGAACGUUAGGUUUUGAUAUAAAGAUUUUUUUUUGUUUUUAGAAGAACUUUGGCUUGGUAUCUUUAGCCUCCUCUUCUUUAUUCUUCACAUCAAGAUUUGCUUUCCAUUUCCUUUUGUUCAUUUCCUUUCUCGGAAAGAGGGUCGAGGAGUUUUCCUUUUGGCUUCUAAAUACGUAAUGCCGUUUGUCUUUACAACAGCGGUAAGUUUCAUUUAGUUAAGUAUUGUGCAGUCACCAUGAUAAAGACGAUUUAGAAGUAUUUAGACACCUUCAGUGGAUAAAUGUAUUAGUUUGACAAACGAGAUAAAAGUAAUUUGAGGACUUUGCUUUUAGCUGUUUAGAUUUUUCUGGUUUCUCUGUCUUUGCUGUUAACCUAACUGUGUAGCUGGAACAGUCAGACUUAUUUUUGUAAAUGUAUGUUCUUGUGUGAUGCAGUUUUUUGCCUCUGUCUCCGAUAUUAAACCAUUUUUCCUAA
Carassius carassius (crucian carp) is the source of this 6391-nucleotide messenger RNA. Its product is annotated as CUGBP Elav-like family member 2. Bases 187 to 1824 code for a protein of 545 amino acids. The transcript has 14 exons. Gene Ontology annotation, biological process: regulation of alternative mRNA splicing, via spliceosome; mRNA splice site recognition. Gene Ontology annotation, cellular component: cytoplasm; nucleus; ribonucleoprotein complex. The record is from RefSeq and is a predicted model, not a curated record. NCBI's taxonomy places the organism in Eukaryota, Metazoa, Chordata, Actinopteri, Cypriniformes, Cyprinidae. Gene Ontology annotation, molecular function: mRNA 3'-UTR binding.